UUUUAGGGUCCCGAGGAUUAUCCGGUCGUUGUUAUCAACAUCAUGGCGGCGUCCACACGAGCACAGGUGAUUUCUCUCUACAGAAUGAUGCUGACAGAGAGCAAGAAGUUCCCUUCGUACAACUACAGGACUUAUGCACUGCGGCGGGUCCGUGACGCCUUCAGGGCCAACAGGACGAUACAGGAUCCAGAGACGGUGCAGAGACUGAUGUUGGAGGGACAGCAGACCCUGCAGCUGAUACAGAGACAGGUUGCCAUCGGGAAGAUGUUUGAGACCCAGAAGACGGUGGUGGAGAAUUAACCCUCUGCUGCUCUUAAAGGAGCCAACCACAGGAAGUGACACCAGAGACUGGAGCCAAUCACUGCCCACCAUCACCACCGCCAACGACAACCAACUAGCUUAGUCCUCCAAUUAAACACGGUUUAAUUUCCCCAACACUGGAUGGAGCUAUGAGGUGCAUUAUGGGGGAUGUAGGACAGAGAAGAGCUGCUGGAGUUGAACUAGUUUUACUUUAAUGGAUGCAUUGAUCAGAUCUGAGUCAUUUCAGAUCACUUGUUAGUCUUUGUUUGUCAUUCAUGCUUCUUAAAGUGGGGAUUUAAUGGUUAAAAAGUAAAAUAAUUCAAACAUAUCAGUUUUCCAUGGCUGUCUUUAGAUAUGUUGUGUUUUCUGAAAUCCAAAGAUUUUCAUGUGUCAAAUGUCACAAAACAAAAAAAUCACACUUGACAAAGCUGGAAGUUUAUAAAUAAGGCCAAAGGUUACACCAGUGACACACUGUCCUUACGUCACAGAAAAAUGUCUGCUGUUGUGAGUUUGUCUCAUAAACUUUAGUCCCACACUUUCAUUCUUACAUUAUAGGUCUGUUAUAAUAAUAAUAAUAAUAAUAAUAAUAAUAAUAUUAAAUCUGAUCGGUGCAUCCCAGAUUUUUGUGUCUUUUUAUUAUUAUUUUGUAUUACAUGCACAAUAAUAUAUCCUCCAUGUGUUUAUGUGAUAUAUUCUUCAAUAAAGAGAAUAU
This is a messenger RNA of Cheilinus undulatus (humphead wrasse), 1012 nucleotides long. It is a transcript of the gene lyrm4b, whose product is annotated as LYR motif-containing protein 4B. The transcript has 3 exons. Lineage: Eukaryota; Metazoa; Chordata; Actinopteri; Labriformes; Labridae. Gene Ontology annotation, biological process: iron-sulfur cluster assembly. The record is from RefSeq and is a predicted model, not a curated record. Bases 43 to 300 code for a protein of 85 amino acids. Gene Ontology annotation, cellular component: L-cysteine desulfurase complex; mitochondrion.